CAGCCAGAAAUUUACAAAUAUGAGCGACCCUGAAGCGAGUACCAGCGAAAGUAAACCUGUAGUGGUUUAUAUCGUACCAACAAGAAUUCAAAAGAAGCGUUUAAAGGAUAUCAAAUCUGCAGCCAGGCGGAAAAAACUAUCAGUUGUGGAGUCAUUCUGUCCAAAAGUGACACAUAUAGUGAGUGAGCUGGACAACAGAUAUAAAGUUGCACGCAAACUUAAGAUUGUGGAUUAUUCUAUAUUAAAAGGAAUAGAACUUCUUCGUCUGACAUGGUUUACAGCUUGUAUUAAAAAAGCUGAAAUAUUACCAGUAGAAGAUGAGCACAGAAUACCAGAACCCCCUCCAGAGGCAGAAAGUGCACCUCCCAUAGAAAGCUUGCCACAGAUCACUACUACAGAAUGGGCAUGUCAGCGUGCCACACCCCUCAGACAUUUCAAUGAGAUAUUCUGUAAUGCACUGGAGGUUCUACAAAUGAAGGCAGAAUUCAUAGACAGUGGCCAGGAUCAUUUACGCUCAUUGGCUUUCCGCAGGGCCUCGUGUGUUUUAAAAUCACUGCCAUUCAUGAUAACGAAUGUAAAACAGGUGAAAGGACAGAAAGAUAUUGGGGGCCAUAGUAGACAAGUCAUCAAGGAGAUCCUUGCAGAGGGAUUUGCUACGGAAGUAGAAGAAACAUUAAAAGAUCCUUGGUUUCAGAAAGUGAAGAUUUUCUCCACAAUAUUUGGGGUGGGUCCAGCUACAGCCAAGAUCUGGGUGGAACAGGGUGUGAACACUGUUGCAGAGGCUUUAGUAAAGUGUGAACGUAAAAACUGGAUGGUUCAGUGGGGAUUGGCCUUCCAUGAUGAUUUGAAAGAACAGGUUCAGUUAAUUGAAGCAGAGAACUUGACUGCUGUGAUUAAAGCUGAGGCAGAGAGGAUCCUACCUGGGGUUAUUGUAACACUGACUGGUGGAUUCCGAAGGGGUAAGUCAGCUGGCCAUGAUGUUGAUCUGCUGUUCAGUCACCCAGAGGAAGGCAAAGAGGUGAACUUUUUACCCAAGUUGCUUACACAACUGGAGCAGAGGUCACUGAUUCUGUGCGGUAAGCUAGAGAAGAGUUCCUAUGGUGACCGUGUUUUGUCACGUGACUACAAUACCAAGGGACACAUGGAUCACUAUGAGAAAUGGAUUGGACUUAUGAAGCUACCUAAACGCUUCUGUCAUGAAAAAAUUAACCCCAGUGAAUACAGGUUUCUCAUGUCAAAUAAUGCCCCAGUUCGCGGCAUUGAAACCUGUACAGCUGAUGACUAUGAACCACACAGCAAGAAACAAAGACUGUGUGAAGGGGAGCCUACUCCGCUCUCCUUUGCCACAGCACCCCGCACAUGGAUUGCUCGCAGAGUUGACCUUGUCAUUGCCCCCUACAGCAUGUAUCACUAUGCCCUGUUAGGUUGGACUGGUAGUAAACAGUUCAACCGUGACAUCAGAUUAUAUUCACAGAAGACACUCAACCAGAAACUAACCAGUCACGGAUUAUGGAAUUUUGAACAGAAUAAAAAGCUGCCAGCAGCUAGUGAAGAGGAGAUAUUUCAGCAUCUGAACCUCUCCUACCUAAAACCAUCCGACCGGAACUGUUGAGUUAAGCAACUGCUGAUGUAAAUAUUCUGUUGUUCUUAAAACUUAGGAUGAAACUUAUUGUAGAAGUGCAUGUAUAAGAAACAUAUAUCAUUUUAGGGUAGCCAUACAUCUCAACAUAUAUGUUUAUUAGCUGUGUAAUGAGACCACUGUAUAUAAUGACCCACAUGCUAGAGUGACCACUUACGAUGGACCUCACUGUACAUAUGACUUUCUCACAAGGACUGAGUAUUCCAAAAUAUCUACUGUUCUGACACCAGAAAAGUAGCUGAGGAUAUCAAAUUUACAAUGUUCUAAGCUUCUUGACUCUGUGUUAUGAUUUUUUUCUCAAGUGUUGUGAAAAAACAAAUAAUUUUUCAGAUAUAAUGUUUGAUUUUUUUUAUUUCAUGCAACUGAUAUUUCACUGUUAUCCCACUAGUACUCUGGGAUUUAAUUUGGUGCACAUCUACACAUAUUACCUAUGUAUCCAGGUAUUCUAAAUAUGUUUUCAGAGAUUUUGACACAUUGUAAAAUAUAUUUCAUGUCACACUCUCUUUAAUGGCUGUGAAUGAACACAACUUCUCCAUGUUGAGGUAACAUAAACUAACUUCAGCUUUAACAUAGUAGUGAAAACGAUUCAUACAAAAUUGUGAAAAGGACAACCUAAUCAAAUAUACAUUAAAAACACUCAAAUUUUGAUUAAGCUGAAACAGAGAUGUACUGUUGUCACCAUUUUUAUUGUCUCAUCAUUUUUUUUAAUUAGUGUCAGGAUAAAGCUGAUUUUUUUUUCAGAAAUGAUUCAUUUUUAUAGAUAUGACCUUUUUAUUGAUCCAGAAAAUUGACCAAUCACAAGGCAGCGCUUUGAUUGCCUUUCAGAUGUUAUUGAUUACUCAUAGGUGAUUGGCCAGGCAUUGUUCCCGUGUUCUCAUUAAAAUAAAAUUGAGAUGUAGAUAAGGUGUUUGUUAAUGUUUUUAGGAGUAACUGUUUGUUUGUGGUGUUUGUUAGGGGUUGUGAAAGAUGGACAGGAAAUCUAGGUUGAAAAUGUAAAUGGAAAUUAUAGUAGUGUGGACAGAUUUCUUUUCUUAUCAAAGCAAAAAUAUAUUUCAAUUUAAAAAGAAGCAGUCUGAGAACUUUUUGCCUUUACCAUGAAAUAGUCAGGAACACAUGGCUUUCGCCUCAUCUAUCAAUCAAUUUGUCACUAUUGUUAAUUUGUACAUUUAAACUCAUUGUUCAGUAAGUAACUGUGUAGAUGCCUUAUCAUGGAGGUAAUUAAGGUCAUCAUGUUAUCAGAUUGAACUGUGUACAAUAAUGACAAUUUCAUAGAUAGUUUUAGCAUAAAAAGUAGCUUGUAUAUGAGCUGGAAUGGACUGUUUGAAGUUUUUCUUUGAUUCUUAAUUGCUAUUCAUUUCCAUCAAAAUCUAAAGCUGAAGCAGAUAUGUAUAAUUUAGUCAUAUUAUAUUUUAACAUUUAGCUUUAUGGAAUCUGUUUUUGUUUUUAAAUUAGACUUGCUGCUAAGAUUAAGUUUUACUUCCAAAAAUACCAUAUACCAGAGUUUUUACAUUGUUUUGUCAGGGGGUGGGGGACAAUUUCCAGAACAUAGUUUUUGAGCUGAAACUACACUAGUGUAGUUGUGUUGUUUGAUGUAUAUAUUAAUCCUUUGUUAGAUGUCUUACUGAAAUUAUGAUGAAAUCAAAUUUAUUGAUUAUAUGUACCAACAGAACUAGAAUUAUGAUGUAUAAAAUUGUCUUACAAAUGUUGGUUCAUGUGUAUCUAACCUUCAGAAUUAAAAAAAUCCUUAGAGACAAAUCUUGUCAGAAAUGACUUACUUGUAAACCAUGUACAAACAGCAAAUGUUGGUUCAGUGAAUUUUUCGAAAUCCCAAAUUGUGCAGAUGAUUUUUGCUGUAGCUGAAAUUGGACUUCACAAAUGAAUAAACAUUAUCAAUGUUA
Molecule: messenger RNA, 3537 nt
Organism: Ylistrum balloti
Lineage: Eukaryota; Metazoa; Mollusca; Bivalvia; Pectinida; Pectinidae
Product: DNA-directed DNA/RNA polymerase mu-like
Exons: 9
Coding region: 20-1612 (530 amino acids)
Biological process (GO): double-strand break repair via nonhomologous end joining
Cellular component (GO): nucleus
Molecular function (GO): DNA binding; DNA-directed DNA polymerase activity
Source: RefSeq, a predicted model, not a curated record